Messenger RNA from Salarias fasciatus (jewelled blenny), 1450 nucleotides. RefSeq names its product cell adhesion molecule 1a (gene cadm1a). Gene Ontology annotation, biological process: susceptibility to natural killer cell mediated cytotoxicity; detection of stimulus; homophilic cell-cell adhesion. The record is from RefSeq and is a predicted model, not a curated record. Gene Ontology annotation, molecular function: signaling receptor binding. Gene Ontology annotation, cellular component: neuron projection; plasma membrane; synapse. The transcript has 12 exons. Lineage: Eukaryota; Metazoa; Chordata; Actinopteri; Blenniiformes; Blenniidae. Bases 90 to 1418 code for a protein of 442 amino acids.
CCCUCCCUCUCUUGCAUCUCAUUAAGUGAGUCCCGUUGUAGCUAUAGGUGAAGCAGCCUCUCUCUGCCAUACUGAAGCAGGUGUCCAACAUGGCGAACGCUGGCAGCGGCUCUCUCGCGACUAUUCUCUUUUUAUUCGCGUUUCAAGCGGCUCUUCACAAAGGAGCUGCACAGGAACCAGUGGUGAGUCAGAACCUGGUGACAGACAAUGUGUCGGUGGUGGAGGGAGAGAUGGCCAUCAUCAGCUGUCGGGUGAAGGACAACGACGACUCGGUGAUCCAGCUGCUCAACCCCAACAGACAGACCAUCUACUUCAGAGACAUGAGGCCGCUGAAAGACGCCCGCUUUCAGCUGGUGAACUUCUCAGACAACGAGCUGCGGGUGUCACUGUCUAACGUCUCGCUGUCAGACGAGGGUCGAUAUGUUUGCCAGCUCUACACGGACCCGCCGCAGGAGGCCUACGCAGACAUCACUGUGCUAAUACCUCCGGGUGACCCCAUCAUCGAGGCCCGGGAUGAGGUCCUGAGCGAGGGCAACGAGACAGAGAUGACCUGCACCGCCAUGAGCAGCAAGCCUGCCGCCGCCAUCAGAUGGAUGAAGGGCGAUAAAGAGCUUCCAGGAAAGCCUAAAGUUGAGCUGACCUACGACAAGAUGUACACAGUCACCAGCCGGCUGACGUUCACCGUCAGUAAGGAGGACGACGGCUUGCCAGUGGUCUGCAUCGUGGACCACCCUGCAGUCAAGGGCUUCCAAGCACUGAAAUACCUGGAGGUGCAGUACAAACCAGAGGUGAAGAUCGUGGUGGAGUUUCCUCAGGGUCUGACCAGGGAAGGAGAGAACCUGGAACUGACGUGUCAAGCCAAAGGCAAACCCCAGCCACAGCGGGUGAACUGGCUCAAGGUGGACGACGACGUGCCUUCCCACGCCGUCAUCACGGGCAGCGACCUUUACAUCGAGAAUCUAAACAAGUCCUACAACGGGACUUACCGCUGCGUGGCCGCCAACUCCGUAGGGGAGUCCUACGACGACUACAUCCUCUAUGUCUAUGAUGCUCCCACCACUACCCCUAUACCCACCACAGCCACCACCUCCACCACUAUCAUCACCACCACCAUCUCCUACCCCGAAGCCAAUCAAGACACUGCGCCCAGCACUGAACCUGCAGCUCAUGAUUCACGGGCUGGAGAAGGAGCGCCCAGAACGGUGGACCAUGCAGUCAUCGGAGGAGUGGUGGCCGUGGUCGUAUUCGCCAUGCUCUGUCUACUCAUCGUCUUGGGGCGCUACUUUGCGAGACACAAAGGUACCUACUUCACACACGAGGCCAAGGGAGCGGACGACGCGGCGGAUGCGGACACGGCUAUCAUCAACGCCGAGGGCGGCCACACCAACUCCGACGAGAAGAAGGAGUACUACAUCUAAUCAAAACGGGAUGCCCCCCCCCCCGCCUCCCC